UCCCAUUGGGGUGAGGGUGGAGGGUGUGGCCUCAUACCUGAGCUGGCAGGUGAGCUUCUCUGGGAAUCAAAUUCAUACUCUGCAAGGGGCCACAUGCAGCCUGUGGCCUGGGGCAGGCCCCGGCAGAGGGCCUGAACCCACCUGCCCUGCCGUGCCAGCUCCCAGGACCCGCCAGCAUGCUGCUGACCCUGCAGGGCAGCAUGCAGAGGUGCUUCUGGACCCUCCUCCUCCUGACCCUGACUCUGACCCUGCUCCUGCUGGUUUGCCGCCUGCAUGCGGACAUGGAAAUGCUCACACCCCUGCUCGGCGGCCAGACGGAGGGGCCGCCCGUCACCAACAUCAUGUUUCUCAAGACGCACAAGACGGCCAGCAGCACGGUGCUCAACAUCCUCUACCGGUUCGCCGAGGCGCACAACCUGUCGGUGGCGCUGCCGGCCGGCGCGCGCUUCCACCUGGGCUACCCCUGGCUCUUCCUGACGCGCUACGUGGAGGGCGUGAGGCAGGACGGCCCGCAGCGGCACUUCAACAUCAUGUGCAACCACCUGAGGUUUAACCUGCCCGAGGUGCAGAAGGUGAUGCCCAACGACACCCUGUACUUUUCCAUCCUCAGAAACCCCGUCUUCCAGCUGGAGUCCUCCUUCACCUACUACAGGCACUACGCGCCCGCCUUCCGGGCCGCCCCGAGCCUGGACGCCUUCCUGGCGGCCCCGCACGCCUACUACAACGAGACCCUGGACCUGCGCAACGCCUGCGCCCGCAACCACAUGUGGUUCGACCUGGGCUUCGACCCCAACGCGCCGGCCGAGGAGGGCUACGUGCGCGCGCGCCUGGCCGAGGCGGAGCGGCGCUUCCCGCUGGUGCUCAUCGCCGAGCACUUCGACGAGUCCAUGGUGCUGCUGCGGCGCCGGCUGCGCUGGCGGCUGGACGACGUGGUCUCCUUCAAGGUCAACUCGCGCAGCCCGGGCACCGUCACCCGCCUGACGCCCGAGGGCCAGGAGCGCGCCAAGCGCUGGUGCGCCCUGGACUGGCGCCUCUACCGCCACUUCAACCGCACCUUCUGGGCCGCGCUGCGCGCCGAGCUGGGCCCGCGGCGGCUGCGCGCCGAGGUGGAGGGGCUGCGGGCGCGGCGGCGGGAGCUGGCGGCCCUGUGCCUGCAGGACAGCGCGCCCAAGAACAGGACGGAGAUCACCGACCUGCGGCUGCAGCCCUUCCAGUCCGGGCAGGCCGACAUCAUGGGCUACAACCUCAGGCCGGGCUUGGACAACGAGAUGCUGCGCAUGUGCCAGAGGAUGGUCAUGCCCGAGCUCCAGUACAUGGCGCACUUGUACGCCCUGCAGUUCCCCGAAAAGCCGCCCAAGGUCAUCCCCUUCCUGAAGCAGAGCCCCUCCGGGUGAUGCCCGUCCCUGCGCUGUGGUGUGGGGAGCCCUGGGCCGGCCUCAGGCUCGUGGCUGGGCCCCUGGGAUGACAGCCCCCGCCCGCCCCCAGGGUCCAGGGAGGAGGACUUCUGCAGGA
Messenger RNA from Pipistrellus kuhlii (Kuhl's pipistrelle), 1512 nucleotides. RefSeq names its product galactose-3-O-sulfotransferase 2 (gene GAL3ST2). The record is from RefSeq and is a predicted model, not a curated record. NCBI's taxonomy places the organism in Eukaryota, Metazoa, Chordata, Mammalia, Chiroptera, Vespertilionidae. Gene Ontology annotation, cellular component: membrane. The coding region runs from base 177 to 1394 and encodes 405 amino acids. The transcript has 4 exons. Gene Ontology annotation, biological process: glycolipid biosynthetic process; glycoprotein biosynthetic process. Gene Ontology annotation, molecular function: galactosylceramide sulfotransferase activity.